AUGUGCUUGCCAAUUUUCUUAUUUUUUGUAAAAUCAAUCUUGAAAAACUUUAUAAGAUAAUAAAGAGAUCCGUAGCUAGAAUACGUUCCAAAAAGGACAGGACAGAAAAAUUUGUAAUAUAACAGAACGAAGCUAGAAAAUAUGAUAGAAAAACAAACAUUUGAUGUAUAUGAUCAUUAAUAUUUAGCUAACACUUAAUUAAAAGGUAAAUCUUUCAUGGAAUUGAUAAAUAAUGAUUUAAUUGACUGUGGUCAACAAACUAACAACAAUUAGCAAGCAUCCAAUAAUGAGAUAAUUAAUAAUGUAAGAGGUGAUAAAAAUGAAGAUACUAAACAGGAACUCUCAGAUGACAGCUUUGAUAAAACUUUUAGACAGAAAAGAUAAAAUAAAAUUAUAAGUAAUUAGUACAUUAAUAAUAAGGAUUACUCAAAAUGA
Messenger RNA from Stylonychia lemnae, 435 nucleotides. Lineage: Eukaryota; Ciliophora; Spirotrichea; Sporadotrichida; Oxytrichidae. The record is from the annotation of a GenBank genome assembly.